Syngnathus typhle (broad-nosed pipefish) is the source of this 4285-nucleotide messenger RNA. RefSeq names its product ankyrin repeat and SOCS box protein 9-like. Gene Ontology annotation, biological process: protein ubiquitination; intracellular signal transduction; positive regulation of protein catabolic process. NCBI's taxonomy places the organism in Eukaryota, Metazoa, Chordata, Actinopteri, Syngnathiformes, Syngnathidae. The record is from RefSeq and is a predicted model, not a curated record. Gene Ontology annotation, molecular function: protein binding. Bases 907 to 1668 code for a protein of 253 amino acids. The transcript is spliced from 9 exons.
AGGAAAUCAAAGGAGUCCGCUUAGCCCAAUUCUCGAAGUGAUCACAUGGUAGUGGGAGCGACAUCAUGUGCUUCCAUUUAAUCCCCCUGCAGUUGCGCUUCAACUAUGAAAGCAGCAAUGUGCAUGCGGGGUGCAACGAGGUCACAAUGGGGACCCAGUGUCAUUUUUGCGGACGAUCGUUAUUCAACAACAACAAACAACAACAACCAACAACAACAACCAACAACAACAACCAACAACAACCAACAACAACCAACAACAAACAACAAACAACAGCAGCAGCAGAGAACCAAAAUCCACGGAUGGACCGAUAAGCCUUUCAACAAGAGGGCGCAGACACACAAACGGACACGGCGCUUGCUAUUACUUGAAUUUAUUUUCGAUCGUGACGUCGACCCUCCCCCCAUUGACUGGCAAAUGGACCCAAAAUGGUAACGUUCAAGCCCAAAAUAAGCACCAAGAAGGGCAUGGAUCGAUGUGUUCUUUGUGUUUCUUACAGUGUUCCCGUUUUGUUGCAAGUUAAAAAGUCGAGAGCAGGUGAGCAUCGGAAAUGUGCGUUUUAAAGGAAAAACAGAUCACUACUACAGUUGGGUUCACCAGACUCCUCCCAUUUGUCUCCUACUACACAUUUUUGGUGUCAAAUGUCGACGCAACUCCAACCUGCCCAGCCGCCUCCCUCUCAUUCGUGGGACCUCCAUUGGCUGCGACACACCCACACCACCGAAACCGCCUGCUUCCUGGCGUACAAAUAGCUGCUCUGAACAGGAAAUGACAUCACAGCGCUUUUGUACGUCGAGAACCCAAAACAAAAUAUGAGAAGCAGAUGUGUUUUAGGCGUGUUUUGAAAAGAAGGGUAAACUGGAGUGUGCAGAAGUGGUUUUAGUGCAUGACUCAUCGAGAAGAAGAAUGUCAGGAGGCCAUGAAGAGAGUCAAAGUGGAGCAAGUUUUUUCUUCUCCAAUCCUCUGAUGAGUGAUGUUGAAGCAGACUGGAGUCCAAUUCAUGAUGCUGCAUCAAAUGGUCGCAUGCUGACAUUACAAAGGCUCAUUGCUCAGGGCGCAUGUGUGAACUUGAGCACGUUGGACCAGGUCUCCCCCCUCCAUGGAGCAUCUUUACAGGGCCAUGCAGGCUGUGUGAAGCUGCUGCUUCAACAUGGUGCUAAUGUAAACAGUUCGACGUUGGAUGGACGAACAGCGCUGUCGGAAGCGUGCGGCCGGGGUCAUGUGACCUGUGUGUCGCUGCUCCUUCGGCACAGAGCGAGGCCUCUGGGGAGCAGCGUAUCCAACUCUCCAAUGCACGUGGCCGCAUCUAAAGGUUACCCAGAAUGCAUUGAAUCUCUCGCCCAGCACGGCGCUGACUUAGAUCAGAACGUUCAUCAGUCUGGCACCCCGCUCCAUGUUGCCUGCUCCAGUCAGCAGCUGACUGCUGUGAAGAAAUUGCUUGAACUUGGUGCAAAUGUAAACGUGGGCAGGUCCGGCGAGUCCCCCCUGCACAUUGCCGCCCGCGCAUCCAAUCCAGAGAUGGUGUCAGUUCUGCUGGAGCACGGGGCGGACACCUCCCUACAAAACCCGGAGGGCAAACGUCCUGUGGACUUGGCGGCCUCCAACAGCGCUGUGGAGAAGUUGCUCAGACAAAGUGCAGCACUCAAAGUGAAUCUCAAAGUUGAGUGACGCUUGGGCGAAAGAGGCGAUCAAAGAAUCCCCGCCCUCUUCUCUCCGGGGGAAGCAUUAAAAAGUAAGUAACACAGCUCGCAAACAUUGAAGCAUUUAAGGCUGGCUGCAAUGUAUUUAUUGGCCAAAUUCGUAGCCUUGAGCUGUCAAUAUCCUCACUUCAAAGCGGCUACGUACACGGAAACAGAUCUUGACGGCAAGCUCUGACUAAUACUUGCUCGUUUGUACCGAUGCCUGGUAUUGAUACUCGCCCAUCCCUAAAAAAAUAUUUUAAUCAAUAUAAGCAACUUGUUUUUUUUUGUUGCAAGUAGCUUCUCUCGAGUGUGUUAUUGCAGUGUCUUGCUUAGAGUGGCAGGAAGCGUAGACACUCACGACCAAGACAAUUAAUUAUUUUACAAGGAAAAGAUUUUGAUCAAGCUGCUGCACGUAUCUUAUUGAGCCAUUUCCUAGACUUUUGUUUGGGGAAGAAAAAUCAAGCUUCAUUGACAAUUGCGAGAUUACAGGAAGCAUGUAUUUCUUCUCCAAUAGUAGCCAGGUGUGUGUUUACUAAAUUGAAGAGGGGGACAAGUUAGGACGUCAAAUUUUCUGACUGCAAGAUGCCGUAUGAAAGUGACAGUUCACAAUUGCGACAAUAUCCUGCUUCAUUGGGUUGAGUAGAACAGCAACAGAUGGAUGAUUUUUUUUUUUCGGUUGCCUUGAACCAAUAAAUCCACUUAAUAGCUUUCCACAUAAAUCUUCCGUCACUCCAGAUUUUUCUUCCAAGCUUGAAUUCUUUUUAGGUCAGCGUUGAACUUUAGAAUGGUCCAUACUACCAUUUUUUCCCUCAAGAUGUGUAUAUUUGUGGAAGACUAUUUGAUGAGAUUGUGGUGGAAAAAUGUGUUAACUGAGGGCCGUGAGUACCUGAUGUCCAACAGGGUGCCUUUAAAUGUGGUCACGGGUUUCCUGGCUCCUUUGAUGCGGUUGUCAACCUUCUCGCUGGUGUCUUCCAGGAAAUUCACCUGCAGAGAAAAUGGACUCUUAAUUAAAAAGGACACACGGAAAAGCAACAACCUUGUGGCAUUGGUGAACUCUGGACUCAGCAUGCCGUGACUGAAGGGGAAUAAUUGCAUAAUAUAAUUUUCUUGGAAACCCCCCUUGAAGGUCCCAAACUUGUACUCAUUUAAAGCAAGCAAAGUUCAACAAGCAGCAUGUCCAUUCGAGAAUGCAGAACUAAGAUAACCCACAGACUUGUGACUUGGAAAAGGCCAAAGUGGAGCACAUACGCACACUUUGGCCUAAAUCAUCCCACCGCAAGAUCAUGACGAUGAUGAUUUUGACGAUGUUUGCAUAAAAUGACGGAAAGAGAAAGCAGAUGGGAGGUGGGGUUUGUUGGUCCUGGAGAGGGGAGGGGCGCGGUUAUUGCGCUCACGUGGUUGGGAUGCGUAAGCAAAGGUGAGCGGACUUUGCAUGUGAUGGGAAAGUGAGUGACUCAUAGGGGAAGUGUGUGUGUGUGUGUGUGUGUGUGUGAUUCGAGCAACAUGCAAGCUUGAGAUGACCACUUUCGCAAGAAUGAAGACAUUGAGAUAAGCAGCUGCUAAGAAUAAAACUCAAUUUAUUCGUCGUUAUCAUUUUUAAGAGCAAACUUGAUACAGUCCAAGAAUUAAAAAGUAGAUUCAAUGUUAACACAUGCCUACGAUAGUAAAUCAAUUUUACAGUCUAAAAAUCAAAAUACAUCAGUAUUAAGAUGAUUAAAGGCACUGCUAUUACAGUAUUUGUAAAACCGAUAGAAAUGUUUGUUCGGAUCAUAAAAAAAAGCUAAUCAUAAUUAAGAUUAACAAUGGCAAUGAAUACAAUGAUUGGCAUAUUUUAAUUGCUUGAAAUGUUAUCAGAUGAAUGAAGUGCAGUUAAUGCGACUUGUGCGGUGGUCGUACAUAUUGAGGAGGAGAGAAAAUCUGAUUGGUGCUCGUCAUCGUGUUGUUUGUAGGCUUUCUCUCCAAGGCACUUGGGUUGACUUGGUCUACUGUUUUAAAAACAGUAACUCAUUUAGUGCUUUUACGGGGCAUUUGAGUGUAAAAAUAUUGUGGCUGUCGUUGGGUAGGAGUGCUGGUUGGUGAGCGACAGGAGUGCAUUUUGGCGAUUGUGCAAGAAAAAUAAAAAACAGGCUAACAAUUCUGUAGCCUUCAUAAAAACAUAAAGGUAUUCAUGUUGUCGGUUCCUUGAAAGGUUGAAAUGUAGAGGGUCAAAUAGAAAUCUCGCAUCCGGGACGGACUCAAAAGUGAGCCCGCUCACAUGAGCAGCCUGCGGAAAUCUUGUGCAGUGUGAACGCCGUAAGUGGGUGCAGUAUUCCUACGCUGCAUCACCACCUCCAGCCCUUGUUUCAAAAAAGAGAAAGAGGCAAUUAGCUUCCGAGUCAUCGAGUAUCGUGACGUCUGGAUCCCACGCGAUCUUGUCUGGAAGGGGGGACAGAUGGUGGGCGAGAGCUUGCUCCAUUAGGUAGGCUGGUCGGUAUGUGAAAGCAUAGGACAACCACUGCAGACGCUUUUUUUCCUCAAUACUUCGACUUUCCACCAACAGUGUUGUAAAACUUCCUCUUGGUUACAAUGAAUGAUUUGAAUAGCAAGGGGAAAUAAGCACCAGU